Messenger RNA from Seminavis robusta, 1641 nucleotides. The record is from the annotation of a GenBank genome assembly. Lineage: Eukaryota; Bacillariophyta; Bacillariophyceae; Naviculales; Naviculaceae.
AUGGAGGGAAUGAUGCGCCGCCCCAGCGGCGCUGCUGCUGCUAGCCGCCCAAGCGGCGCUGCUGCUGCUGCUAGACGCAUGGAGGUAGAAUUAGAGCUGUCGAGCUCAUCUGAUGAUGAAGGAAUGCCUCCCCUUGCCGCUCGUCCAGCCCCACCUCGUGAACCCCCUCGCCCUCGUGGUCCUCGCGAAAGCCCUAUUGUCCCUGCACGACGUGCUCCAAGCCCAGCAUUCUUGUCACAGGCCGACGAUGAUUUCAAUGCAACUCUUCAAGCAAGCCAGCAAGAUGCCGAUGAUGAUCUUGUCGUUUUGGAGGAAGAGGAUGACGGACUAACUGCUUGUGAGAGGGUCUAUCGCAACAAGAACAACUCUCAGCCUGAUUUGCUAUCAAUGUGCAUUGGACUGAAGACAGCGGACAACACUCGCUGGCUUGCAGACUUUGAAAAUGACGAUCUCUACAAGGAUUUGCCUCAGAGAUCUUCCUUCUGCCCGAAAGUGAUGAACUUGAAGAUUGAAAUCCGUCGCAGAGCGAAGCAGUUGGGAGCGGCCGUGCGAUGCUCUGCUUUGCUUCGUCCUCAAUGCAUUGCCUGGUUGAAGAACAAUCCUAUUCAGGAUGUACGUGACAUCGCAUUUCUUCGCUUGGAAGAAGCCAAGACAUACCGUGUUCUCGAAGAACAAAAGGAAGAAAGGGAUGCAGCUGCUGCCAACCGCCUCGCCAAUUCCAAUUGGAACGUCCAUAAGCCCUGGUUGCGUCUGUACAUGGCAAUGUGUCAUGAUGCAGCACGUGAAGCUUUAAUGAUGGAUGGGCAAGUCAUGAACCGAGAAGAAUUGGAUGCCAGGAACUCUGAUGAACGUCCACCGUCUUAUGCCCAAGUAGUUGCAGGAAUCUACAAUGACGCCACCUGGACUCCAGUCACUGAGGCCCUUCCCGAGCUUCACUCCCUGUUCGAAGAACCCAUUUCUCUUCCAUUUAAUGAGAUGCCAGGUGGGGAAGUGAGCCAGGAAGAAGUCAAAACGCGUAUUGCCGAUAGCCGUGCCAGAUUGAUCUCCAUCAUUUUUGAUUGGGAGUUAUCUGGAAAUGGCUUUGGCCAGCGAACCCAAGGUGACGGUCAGUGGGGACACUUCAGCGAACAGCAUAUGGAGCUCGAGGAUGGUGACAACAGAGCCAACUUCGUAAAGCCCCACCUCGGCCAGCGUAUUCACCACUUGUAUCUCUGGCACCUUUCCGAUAGCAUGGAGAUCUUGACAAAGGUGUUGAAUGUCCUCUCGGGAGAGGUAGCAGCUGAUAGUGAACGUGCAGGAGACACUGCUGUUGUUCGUCGUCGUCGCAGAGCUGCUGCUGCUCUUGCUGCUGAUCGCAGACAACGCAAGAAGUUUCGCAAUGUGGUUGGGAGCUCCCUCUCUGCUAUUGCAAUCACCAACAAAGAAGACAACAUCAGGCACGAAGAAGAUAAGGUUGAACGCCUUACUUUUGCACAGCUUGCUGCUGAAGAUGAAGGCAAUGAUCGCAAAGUUGAGUUGUACGGGCAGCUUCUCGCGCACCACAAGGCAAAGAUCGGAGAUUAUCAGGAUGAGCUUGCUGCCAUGAAGAAAGCUUACAACAAGAUCUUGGAGGAUAACAAUGAUGAUGACGAAGAUGAAUAA